AUGAAAAAAACAAAGAACUUUGCUUCAAGUGUUACCUCUUCUAUCAAUUCCCCUAUACCCACUAACUUGGAAGGUGAAUGUAAGAAAGCUGCCAAGAUAUUGAAUAGCUUCAUCGACCCCGGUGAAGGAUUAGACAAGAUAAUCCCGGCUAGUAUUUUGGAAAAAGCACAAGGAUUAGCCAUCUAUACAGUACUUAAGGCUGGAUUCUUAUUUUCUGGACGAGCAGGCAGCGGUCUCGUGGUUGCUAGGCUGCCAGAUGGUGGAUGGUCAGCUCCUUCAGCAAUUGGAACAGGCGGUAUAGGCGCAGGUGGACAGAUCGGUGCAGAGUUAACAGAUUUCGUAUUGGUCUUGAAUACAAAGGAAGCAGUUAAAACCUUUAGUCAAGUUGGUAAUGUCACUUUGGGCGGCAAUGUAUCAGUGGCUGCUGGUCCUGUCGGUCGAAACGCAGAAGCUUCUGGAUCAGCUAGUUUGAAGCAUAUUGCAGCGAUUUACUCUUAUAGUAAGACGCGAGGAUUAUUUGCAGGUGUCUCACUUGAAGGAUCAGUUGUCGUGACACGUUCGGAUGCAAAUGAGAAAUUUUAUGGUAGACGAGUGACGGCAAAAGAAUUGUUGAACGGUACGGUUCCACCUCCUCCAGAGGCAGACGCGCUUUAUAGAGCCUUGAACGCCAAGUUCCACACAUUAGGAACUCAGACUUAUGCACGAAGUUUGGCAGAAAAUAACGGAACGCUGAGCCGAAACCAAACAUUCAAAAGUACAAAUAUAUCAGCACCAGGCACACUCAGAUCUCCCCCACCUCUUCGGCAGCAACAACCCGUCGGAUACGGUGCGCCCAUGCCUCCAUCUUACCAAUCACCAUCUCCUAUGCAACAGCCUCCUAGCUAUAACCCAUCUUACAAUAACUAUUCACCAAACAAUUAUAACAAUAAUAAUUAUGGAAUGGAUGUUAAACGAGCGCCUCCACCUCCACCUCCUAGUAGAAAGCCCGUGGUUCCAAGCCAACCUACGGCCAGAGCCAUUUAUGCAUUCGAAGGACAGCAAGACGGUGACUUGAGUUUCCAAGAGGGUGAGAUCAUUACGAUCAUUCAAAAGAGUGACAGUCAAGAUGAUUGGUGGACAGGAAAGAUAGGCAAUAGACAAGGCGUGUUCCCUGCAAACUAUGUACAAUUACAAUAA
Rhizopus microsporus ATCC 52813 is the source of this 1176-nucleotide messenger RNA. RefSeq names its product DUF500-domain-containing protein. Lineage: Eukaryota; Fungi; Mucoromycota; Mucoromycetes; Mucorales; Rhizopodaceae. The transcript is spliced from 7 exons. Bases 1 to 1176 code for a protein of 391 amino acids. Gene Ontology annotation, molecular function: phosphatidylinositol binding; protein binding. The record is from RefSeq and is a predicted model, not a curated record.